AUGGCUAAAGUCCUCUCGCCGCUUCCGGCGGCCGAGGGAGAGCCUCUACCGCCGAUCAUAACCUCUCAAGUUUCCGGCCUCACCACCGUUGAGCUCAACGUCAACAUGCACUGCCAAGCUUGUGCUGAUCAGCUCAAGAAGAAGAUUCUCAAAAUGAGAGUGAUUGUGAUAGGAAAAUGA
Molecule: messenger RNA, 180 nt
Organism: Arabis nemorensis
Lineage: Eukaryota; Viridiplantae; Streptophyta; Magnoliopsida; Brassicales; Brassicaceae
Source: the annotation of a GenBank genome assembly